ACAUAUAAAAAAAAGACAGAUAUUAAUUUUAAACCAAGGAAGAGGAAAGGUUGGUUCCAUUGCAGAGACAUAGACAGAGACCGAAGCAAUUCAUUCGGGGGUGGUGCGGUGGUGACAGAGGAAGAAGAAGAACCCUAAUCUAACUAUCCUCUGUCCCCGAAAAUGAGCGGUCACAUAACAAGGAGGAACAGUGCCCCUCAUAGACGCCCUCCCUCCUUGUCCAAGAAGAUCGAUAACGGAAGCCUUAGCGAACCUCCCAGCAAGGCUUCUUCUCCGCCACCUCAAGAGUUUGAUGGGGGAGAAAGGACAGUCAGGAAGCUCAGGUUAUCCAAGGCCCUUACUAUAUCUGAGGGGACCACGGUUUCUGAAGCUUGCCGCCGAAUGGCAGCUCGCCGUGUUGAUGCUGUCUUGUUGACUGAUUCAAAUGCAUUGCUCUCUGGAAUCAUGACUGACAAGGACAUUGCUACUAGAGUUAUAGCUGAGGGUUUAAGGCCAGAGCAGACGAUGGUGUCAAAAGUAAUGACUCGGAAUCCUAUAUUUGUGACAUCUGAUUCGAUGGCCCUAGAAGCUCUUCAGAAGAUGGUCCAAGGUAAAUUCAGGCACCUCCCUGUUGUGGAAAAUGGUGAAGUCAUUGCUAUACUGGAUAUCACCAGAUGUCUUUAUGAUGCCAUAACUAGGAUGGAGAAGGCUGCGGAGCAGGGCAAUGCCAUUGCUGCUGCAGUUGAAGGGGUGGAACGCCACCGGCGUAGCAAUGUAUCUGCUAAUGCUUUGAUAGAAACAUUGAGGGAGCACAUGUUCAAGCCUUCCCUGUCAACUCUAAUGGGGGAAAAUACAAAGGUUGCUAUUGCAUCACCUGCGGAUCCUGUCUAUGUAGCUGCAAAGAAGAUGCGGGACUUGCGUGUUAAUUCAGUUGUUAUUGUGUCCGUAUCGGGAACCAAGAUUCAGGGGAUACUCACUUCAAAGGACAUACUAAUGCGUGUUGUGGCUCAAAAUCUUUCACCUGAGUUGACUCUAGUGGAAAAGGUAAUGACUCCAAAUCCAGAUUGUGCAUCAGUAGAUACAACAAUACUGGAUGCGCUGCAUAUGAUGCAUGAUGGAAAAUACUUGCAUCUUCCUGUGGUAGACAAAGAUGGAUGUAUAGCUGCUUGCAUGGAUGUUUUGCAGAUAACUCAUGCUGCAAUUUCAACGGUUGAGAGUAGCGCUGGAGCUGUUAAUGAUGUGGCAAAUACAAUUAUGCAAAAAUUUUGGGACUCAGCUUUUAAUGUAGAGCCACCAGAAGAUUCUGAUACUCAUAGUGAAAUUUCUGGGCUAAUGACAUCAGAUGGGGCAGAGACAUCAAAAUCUGCGUAUCAAUCUGCAGGUUUUGGAAAUUCAUUUGCCUUCAAACUUCAGGAUCUCAGUGGUCGUGUGCAUCGAUUCAACUGUGGUACUGAACAUCUAGAUGAGCUAGUUUCUUCAGUCAUGCAGAGAGUUGAUGUUAAUGGUGGAGAACGCCCUACAAUUUUGUAUGUGGAUGAUGAAGGUGAUAAAAUUGUUCUUGCAACUGAUAGUGAUCUUGUUACUGCUGUCAGCUAUGCUAGGUCUGCAGGGUUGAAGGUUUUGAAGUUGCAUUUGGAUUGUAGCAGUUCAACCAAAGCAACCACUCCAAAAUCUUGUACAGCCACCAGACGGAAAACUAGUGCUUUGUCUAUGCGCUCUAGUAUUUUUGCAAGUGCACUUGUUGUAACAAGCAUUGGCAUGAUGGUCUACUUAAAGCGCUCCAGACAAUGAUUUGCUAAUUUGGGGAGACUAAAAGCAAUAAUGGCUCUGUAAAAGUUCUAGAGCACUAUUGCCUUUUUAAAGGCUCAUUACACUCAAGGAAGAUAUGUGAGGUUCUUAAACUCGAGUCUUUUUGUUUUGGGGUUAAUUCUUUUUCCCCAUGGUCACUCCAAGGUGAGUAGUUAAGAUAGCCACUUAUAUUUUUUGUCUCUGAUGUAAUUGCAAUCAGUAAUCCCUCGUCCUUGUAGUGGGACUAUGUAUAGAUAAUGUCUUGGCAUAAAUAUAUUCAGAUAAUGUCUUGAGGCAUAAUAUAUUCAGAAAUGACAAGGCGUUAUUCAUUUUUGCUCGAA
This is a messenger RNA of Cajanus cajan (pigeon pea), 2108 nucleotides long. RefSeq names its product CBS domain-containing protein CBSCBSPB3. NCBI's taxonomy places the organism in Eukaryota, Viridiplantae, Streptophyta, Magnoliopsida, Fabales, Fabaceae. Gene Ontology annotation, molecular function: protein binding. The record is from RefSeq and is a predicted model, not a curated record.